Mizuhopecten yessoensis (Yesso scallop) is the source of this 3159-nucleotide messenger RNA. RefSeq names its product kelch-like protein 13. The record is from RefSeq and is a predicted model, not a curated record. Bases 155 to 1195 code for a protein of 346 amino acids. The transcript is spliced from 6 exons. Gene Ontology annotation, molecular function: protein binding. NCBI's taxonomy places the organism in Eukaryota, Metazoa, Mollusca, Bivalvia, Pectinida, Pectinidae.
AGUACAAUGUGAUAUUUUUAAUCAAAGUUAUUAAAGCGUUUAUUAAAUGUUUUGUGACGAGGAUGUAAUAUUGACGUGAUCAAUCGCCUGUCCUGAAGCUCUAUCUAAAUGACCCGAACAGAUUUUCAAAAAGGAAAAUCACAAAUAUAAAAAGAUGGACGACGCAAUUCUCGGUAUGAAGUCUUACGACUUCAUCUUCCUGUUCAACAAGACUUCCGGUAGCCCGCGCGUGCAGUACUUUAUGGUGGAUCCAUGGACCAAGACCCGGAUCUUCCCAAAGUGUAACUCAAUCGUCUUCAACAAGCUAACACAUCUCGUGGGCUUCCGGCCAGUUGUACUGGACGGAUGUCUCUACAUUAUUGGCGGGAAAGAUUGGGAGUCUGGACAGUACCGGGCGAACACGUGGCGUUACGACCCCGCCUCCGGUCGAUGGAGCGGCCGAGCAUCCUUGCUUGAGGCGAGAUGUCGGCACACCGCCGACGUUCUCAAUGGCUGUAUCUACGUCACAGGAGGGGAGAUCAACGGCGGUGGUGUGACGGACCUAUGCGAGUCGUAUGACCCGGUACUCAACACCUGGACCGCCAUCAACUGUCUGCCCCGCCCCCGGGCCGACCACGCCGCUUGUGUGAAUGACGGCAGCCUUUACGUUUCCGGGGGUAUCAGCAACCUUAAACAUCAGUGUUCUAACGUCUUCUGGGUAUACGACGCCGUUGCGAACGAAUGGGACGAGCCUAUACAAGGCGUUAUUUUGCCCCACGAACGGGAAAAACAUAAUAUGGUCAGCGUCGGAAAAUAUAUCUACGUUGUCUCGGGUCGCGGAUUUGACCAGGAGACGUGGUCAGAGAAGGAUGAGUCGGCCAUCUGUAGCUUUAACACCCGUAGUAAGGGUGAUACAAGGAGGGAAACAUGCUGGGAUGUGUUCCACCCCAACAUCUUCAACCCCCGGGCCAACGCUGGCGCCAUAAUGCUCGGACCACAUUUGUAUUUAAUUGGUGGGAAGAGCUUCCAGAAAGACUGUGACGUCAGAACGGUGGAGUGUUAUAACGUGAAGAAACGUAAACUGCGCGAAUCGUUCACGUUGCCGGAGGGUUACAGUUACGUCAAUGUGGACUGUGUUAAACUUAGUGUACCCGUCAGUAACACUGACAUCAGCUUUAACGACCUCCUCCUCUACGACAAAUGGAUAAUGUGGUGACGUCACUUCCUCAGAGGUGGAUACAGCUUGUUAGGGGGAAACGGUUGAGUGUGGGGCGGGAGGCGGGUGGGGGGAUAUGGGUUCAACGCGAAGCACGGGAGACAGGUUUGGGGUAAGGGUGUUAUUUUCUCAUAUUGAUAUUUCAAGUAACUGUCUAUGGGAGAACAUUUCAAGCUCUCGUCUGAACAUUAUGAGACUUUAUUUUCUAAGGUUGACCCCCGCAUUAUCUCAGAAAUAUGUAUCAUAGCGCGGCUGCAGUUGAAUGAAUACUUGCUCAGUUUUUUUAAAACGUGAAAUCAAAUAAAUUACAAGGGUUAUAAACAUCAAAGGUAGUACUUGUCUUUUCGCACACAACUGUCCAAUUAAGGUUCAGCACUGAUGUGACCUAUUGAUUAUAGCCAAUGCUGGUCGGUUUCUGUUCGUCUUAUACGAGUUACCUCCCCUACAUCAAUUUGUGUUUGUAUAGUCGCGAUAAUUUCACCAACAGUCGAUAGUUAUCUCGCUGAUAACUUCUAUCCAGCAAUUUGUUUUAUAAUUUGUGAAUCUGGGCCACAUACUCAGUUACCGAAUCAGGUUUGAUAUACAAGGUCCAGUAUUUCACAAUCUGAUUUAAUGGAAGGUGUCGUAUUAUACAGGUUGCCAGUUUAGACGGAACUCUUCGUUUGUUAUCGGCAAAUUAAAACAAGAAUGGGUUUCUAACAUUUUAUUGUCAUUCCAAUCUUUUGGUAACGUGACGUCAAUAUUCCGUCCUUUGCUUCGUUUUGUCCGCCAUUGUCGAGAAGCAAUGAUGCAAAUCUAUUAAACAGCACCACACACACACCAACCUCUACCUAUAUUGUGAUGGAACGACAUCUAUGGGUAGAUAUUGAAAUUUACAGCCCUGGUGAUAUAUAUCCAGAUGUAAACGCACUAUUGCAAUCUGAAACGUCAGAUGUAUACACAGACAUGAUACGAUAUAAUUUUAAUAUACCUGCUGUUAUUCACAGCUUGGUUCGUAAGAGGCGACUGAUGUGGAAACUACCUACACAAUUGGGAAUUUGCUUUUGCACUAUCUGCGUUUGGACACAAAAACGACCAAAAUGAAUCUGCUAUACUCAUUUCUAUUUUGAUCUCUUUUCUACUUCCUCUUUAUUUCAUUUCCUAGCGCCUUACUUUGCAAUAUCUCACUUCUGGUCUUAGUGUUGAACUUUCCGUGGCAAAAAAAAAAAUGUUAAAUUCUUCUGUCCUCAGACCCGGGCAUAUCGGAUUCGUUAAAAUGUUAGCCGUUCUUCCCUGCUAAAGACUAGUUUAUCCGUUGUAAGAAAAACUGUUAACGAGUGGAAUACUGUGCUUGGUGGUUUCGGCAUGGUAUUUUGUUGGGUACAGUGUACAGCACUAUAAACUAAGCAUUGAAUCCAUUCCAUCUCAAAGAGGCACACAUAAAACAAUACACACAUGGCAUCUCCUUCAAAAAAUAAUUUAGCAGUUAAAAGGACGAUAAACACAGGAAAAUCAAACGGACUAUCCAAGUUUCCUCUGGCCCUGACACCAGACUUGACAGAUAAAUGUCUGGUGUGGGGGCGGCCCCUACACCAGACAUCUAUCUGUCAACAUGUCUUAACUGGUGUCAGGGACAGAAGAAACUCAGGCUAAACAACCAUAUGCAUGAUGCACUUAUCAUAUCUUUGUAUGAAAUGGUGGGGUAGGUAAUGGUGAUUAUUAUAUGCUCUUUAUAAAGAUAUGAUAUGAUUAAAAAAUGCACGUUUUCUUCAAAAUGACAUAUUUUAAUUUCCAUUUUCCAUUUAUUGACAGAACUGCAUCCAUGAACCUCCCUUAUUUGUUAAAUGUGUAAAUGUUUCUAUUUCUUAAUAUAAAUUGAGAGUAUUUGCAGAUAUCUUCUGUGCAAGUACAUGGCGUUAGAAAAUGUAUAUGUAGUUUCUUUUUUUAAUUCUUGUAUACGGCUCUUAUUAGUGUUCAUAACUAUA